AUAAAUCCCUUCGUCUCUGUCAUUAUCUACACAACCAUCAUCCUGGGGACCAUAAUUGUAAUAACUAGCUCUCACUGACUAUUAACUUGAACCGGGUUCGAAAUAAACAUGCUAGCUAUUAUCCCCAUCAUAAUGAAAUCACCCAACCCACGAGCCACAGAAGCCUCCGUUAAAUACUUCAUAACCCAAGCCACCGCCUCCAUGCUACUCAUACUAGCAGUCAUUAUCAACCUACUAUACUCCGGACAAUGAACAGUCAUAAAAAUACUUAAUCCAACAGCAUCUAUAAUUAUAACGAUAGCUCUUGCCAUAAAAUUAGGACUAUCCCCCUUCCACUUCUGAGUCCCUGAAGUAACACAAGGCGUCCCCUUAACAGCAGGCUUAAUCUUACUGACAUGACAAAAACUCGCACCCCUAUCCAUUCUCUACCAAAUCUCCCCAUCAAUCAAUCCAAACCUAAUCCUAACUAUAUCAAUGCUAUCCAUCCUAGUCGGCGGAUGAGGCGGGCUAAACCAAACUCAAUUACGAAAAAUCAUAGCGUACUCAUCUAUUGCCCAUAUGGGGUGGAUAGCAGCCAUCCUAAUCUACAACCCAACCAUAACCAUCCUAAACCUAACAAUCUACCUCAUAACAACCUUCACAAUAUUUACAAUAUUCGCACUCAACUCAACCACCACUACCCUUUCCCUAUCACACACAUGAAACAAAACCCCCAUUAUUACAACCCUUAUACUCACUAUUCUACUAUCAAUAGGAGGACUACCCCCACUAACAGGCUUCGUGCCAAAAUGAAUAAUCAUCCAAGAAAUAACAAAAAACGAUAGCAUUAUCCUACCCACACUAAUAGCCAUCAUAGCACUCCUCAACCUAUAUUUCUACAUACGACUCACCUACUCUACAACACUAACCAUAUUUCCUUCCUCAAACAACAUAAAAAUAAAAUGACAAUUUGAAGCCUCAAAACACAAAACACUCCUGCCAACAAUAAUCAUCCUCUCCACCAUACUCCUUCCCCUCACACCAAUACUAGUAGUACUAGACUAG
Hippopotamus amphibius kiboko is the source of this 1044-nucleotide messenger RNA. The record is from the annotation of a RefSeq genome assembly. NCBI's taxonomy places the organism in Eukaryota, Metazoa, Chordata, Mammalia, Artiodactyla, Hippopotamidae.